This is a messenger RNA of Chenopodium quinoa (quinoa), 2380 nucleotides long. RefSeq names its product probable aspartyl protease At4g16563. Lineage: Eukaryota; Viridiplantae; Streptophyta; Magnoliopsida; Caryophyllales; Amaranthaceae. The record is from RefSeq and is a predicted model, not a curated record. Gene Ontology annotation, biological process: proteolysis. Gene Ontology annotation, cellular component: extracellular region. Gene Ontology annotation, molecular function: aspartic-type endopeptidase activity. Bases 545 to 2029 code for a protein of 494 amino acids. The transcript has a single exon.
GAAUAGUGUAAAAGUCAAAGCGGGUCAAGUAAUAAAGAACGGAGGAAGUAAAUAACAAGUACUCCACUUCCUAUUACAAUAGCCGACUUUUUGUAUUAGUAUUAGCAGACUUCGUAUUAGAUGGAGAUAACUAAAACUAUCCUUAUCUUGAACACAAUUACCACCUUCUUAAUAAAUUAAAACCAACAGCAUCAAAAAUAAAAAAGCAACAAGACUGUAAUACAUUAAUACCCCACUGCUCUUGUCUAAUAUCUUUUGGCUCCUGUCUAGUUCAACAUAUACGGAAUGUUUCCUUUGUAACAUUUUAGACAAUUCACACAAUUCAUAGUUCUAAAGUUUUGCCUUCUCUUGAUACCCGAAAUAUCUACCGAGUCGAGUGGAGUGGACUAGUACUGAAGUGUAUAGCUGUAACCCUUCAAUUUUACCAGAAACUUCCUCCUUACCUUACCCCAUCCUCUGCUUUCUUUAUAUCUCCGCUUACUCAAAUUCAAAACCCCUAUCUUCUUUCUUUCUCUCCUCAUUUUCUCAAGAAAACAGAGUCACCAUGUUUAUGUCUAUGGCUUCCUCUAAACUCCUCUUUGCAUGCUUUGCUCUCUUCCUAUCUCUUUCAACGGUCUCAGUAACAUCCCAACAAUUACUCCCUUUAACCCACUCACUCUCCAAAACCCAAUUCUCAUCUGCCCACCACCUCUUGAAGUCUACCGCCACCAUCUCAGCUGCUCGACACCGUCGCCAUACAAACAAAAACAGAAACCACCACCAACAAGUAUCUCUUCCUCUCACUCCCGGAAGCGAUUAUACGCUUACCUUCACCCUCAAAUCCCAAACCCUCUCUGUUUAUAUGGACACUGGAAGUGAUAUGGUUUGGUUCCCUUGUUCUCCCUUUGAAUGCAUCCUCUGUGAAGGCAAGUACCCCCCUGGCUCCCUUUCCCCUCUCAACGUCUCCAAAUCCUCUCUCCUCUCCUGCAAGUCUCCUGCUUGUUCUUCCGCUCACUCCUCCCUCUCCUCCUCUAACCUGUGUGCCAUCUCAAAGUGUCCUCUUGAUGAAAUCGAAAUAUCCGACUGUUCGAAGUACAGUUGCCCCUCUUUCUACUACGCUUAUGGAGACGGUAGCUUGAUUGCUGAGUUACACAGUGAGAAUAUACUUAUGCCUUCCACCUCAAAUAAUAAGCCCUUGAAUUUAAAGAAUUUUACCUUUGGUUGUGCUCACUCUACUCUAGGUGAACCCAUCGGAGUUGCUGGUUUUGGCAGAGGCUCUCUGUCUCUUCCAGCCCAAUUAGCUAACUUAUCCCCUGACUUGGGUAACCAAUUUUCUUAUUGUUUGGUUUCUCACUCCUUUGACUCCACCAAACUCAGACACCCAAGUCCCCUCAUUCUCGGCAAAUACAAGGAGACUGAAAUUGAUCAAUAUGUCUACACUCCCAUGUUGGAAAACCCCAAACAUCCUUACUUCUACUCUGUUGGAUUGGAGGCAAUAUCUGUUGGAAGUCGACGGAUUGAAGCACCGGAGAAUUUGAGGAGAGUAGACAUACAGGGAAACGGGGGAGUUGUGGUGGAUAGUGGGACCACGUACACCAUGUUGCCAAGCAAGCUGUACAAGGCGGUGGCAGCAGAAUUGGAACGGCGAGCAGGAAAGGUGUUAAAGCGGGCAACGCAAACAGAAUCCAUGACAGGAUUGAGGCCCUGCUUUUAUAUGCAUGGUGGGAAAGGGAGCUUGGGGUUGGGGGUAGUGAUUCCGUCGUUGACGUUGCAUUUCGGGAGGAAUUCGAGUGUGGUGCUCCCCAAGAAAAAUUACUUUCACGAGUUUAUGGAUGGUGGCGAUGAAAAGAAGAAUAAAAAGGGUAAAAAGGUGGGAUGCUUGAUGAUGAUGGAUGCUGGAGAGGAGGAGGAGGAGGAGAGUGGGCCCGGCGCUACGCUCGGAAACUAUCAACAGCAAGGUUUUGAGGUGGUUUACGACUUGGCGGAGCGCCGGGUGGGGUUUGCCCGCAGGGAGUGUGCAACUAUGUGGAAUAAUUUGAACCAGCACUAACGUGUGCCUGGGGGAGUUGACUUUUUGUAGAUGUGUCAACGCCAAUAAACUAUUGGCCGCACGUGAAGCUUAAGCUCAAGGUUUAGGCGUUUUGCUUGAGAUGAAUGAUGAUGGAUUUAAUGAGUUUGCACUUUGCAGUAAUUACUCACUACUCGGUCAUUUUCGUUUGUGCAGAUAGGUAAGUGGUUCCAAUUUCCAAUGGGUAAUAAUAGCAUCAUCAACAGGAAAGACGUGUUUGUAUAGAAUUUUUUCUUUUCCUUGUAAAUCAAGUAUUGUACUUUUGUAAUUAUCUUCUACAAGUAGUUUUAAAUCUUCAGGUGUUACUCUCUCUGUCUCAUUUUAUAGGUGUUA